AGCAGCGGCGGCGGCGGCGGCUGCGGCGGCGGCGGCUACGACGAAGGAGCAGAGCACGUGGUCGAGUGCUCGCGAACUCCUAUGGACAUUGGAGGAAGAAGGCGAGACACGAGGUUCGGCGGACGAGGCACGACGAGACUCGAUUGAGAGCCAGCGGAAGGCCAAUAAUCGUCGACACCCGGAUCAUCGUGGCUGCUGUGGCAAGACCGACGAGAGUUCCGGAAAGCGCGAGCACGUUGUCGCGUUUCGAAAAGUGGGGGAACGCAGGCAUCGCGGACACGCGAAAAAAUUGUCUACUGCUACCGUAUUUCCGGGGCACGCGGCGCUGGCGGCAAUUUCGAACGCCCCCAAGUGAGACGGACAAUUGCGAUAUUUACGCUACGGGCGCCACUUUGAAUUAAGGCCGAGUACGUAGCGAGGGGCGGCGAGUGGUACUCGCGCGUUAAUUGCUUAUUGUUGCUUGCGUAGUGGGACUUGGGAAGACGUUGGUAGAGAAUUUUGCCAUUGAACCUAUUGUGAUAUCGAAUUGUUGUGCCGCGGCUUUGUGAAACGAACUAUUUAUUGUCGACGAUCGGUGAUAAGAAGGGGGGACGGUCGUCGACGGUGUAUGUACAUUAUUUUCUUUGCUGUUUUUCUUUUUUGUUUUUUGUUUGUAAAUCAAUUUGUAUUGGGGAGGCCGAGGGACUUGUGUUUGAAAGAUAAUUGACAAGAAACGAGAGAUAUCAUGGAACAAGGGGAGCCGGAGACCAAGAAAUUUAAGCAUUCCAUUUUUUCGGAUUGCAUGUACGACCCGGAGUGCAGAGAUGUGUUUUACACGCAUUGGCAUAACAGGACUUCGUACAAGUCGUCGAGCGUGGAGGUGAUAGGGCAGCCGUUUCGACUCUGUAAGAUCUCCAAUUUUAUCAAGAACGAGGAUUUUAUGGACAAUAUUAAGGGUGAUUUGGUGGAUAUCAAGACGAGAAGGAACAGCACGGACUUGUAUCAGUUUGAGCAAUCGAAUGACUUAGUAUCGGUAAACAAGCCAACUAUACGGAUAUUUUAUGAAACCUUACAAACGGAUUUGGUCGACUGGUUGGAGAAAUUUACGAAGCUCAGGUUAAAUAAUAAGAUAUCUAUGUCGACGUCCUGCUACACGGACACCGAUUUUCUACUUUGUCACGAUGACUUUCUGGGCGAUCGUAAAAUAGCCUACAUUCUGUAUCUGUCGGACAAUUGGAAAGUCGAGGAUGGCGGCGCGCUGGACCUCUUUGGCACCGAUGAGAAUGGGAGGCCCAUUAGCGUCGUAAGAUCCCUGCUACCCGAAUACAAUUCGCUUAUAUUCUUCGAAGUUCUCGAUCACUCUUAUCACCAAGUGGCGGAGGUACUCACGGGGACAAAAUCAAGAUGGAGCAUCAACGGCUGGUUUCAUGGGCCAAUACUGGACGAGGAAAGACCACCUCGACCCGAGCCCAUACCCAAUUACUUGAAUCCAGAGUAUACGGAGGUCGAUCUAGAUCUCUGGAUAUCAAAAGUUUAUUUAUAUCCUGGAAUAGUUAAAGAGAUUCAAGAAGACGUCGAGCAAGAGUCCUUUGCAUUUUUAUCUGAUUUUUUAAAGUCGAAUGUUUAUGAAACGCUGUGCGGUGAAUUGCAGUCAGAAAGUAUAAGGUGGAAGUUUGUUGGCCCAGCUGACAUUCGUCAUUACGAAGUAGCCGACGAAGAUAGCUUGCCAGAAUUUUUGGCAGACUUUUACAAAAUAUUCAGGUCAAUUACUGUCUUUCAGCUGCUUAAGAACUACACAGAAUUAGAUUUAGUACCGGAGAGCGAAUCGAUGAAUCCAAAAAUGACAAUCGAGCUCCAAAGGUGGUCGAAAGGUUGCUAUACGUUAAUCAGUGAUAAGGCCACGUACCAAGAUGACCAUUAUUACGACGAGCCCAGUACGAGUAAAAUAAUUAUGAGCGCGGAUUGUAAUACGCCGCCAAGUAGCCAAGGUGACGAUGACGAUGAGGACGACGAGGACGAUGACGACGACAACGACAACGACAACGACAACGACAACGACAACGACAACGACAACGACGACAAAGCAGCGGACAAGAUAAAGAACAAGUCAUCCGAAUCGGAAAAGACCGACGAAUAUUCUCGAAUUUCACCAUCGAAACGCGAUGGCACGACUCCCGUGAAAAAUCGAAAGGAUACCGAUACCGACGAUUCCGACGUAUCGGACAUCGGCGACUAUCUAUCUGACCCGCUGGACUGCGAUAACUCGGGACAAGAAGACGGAGCGGGCGAGGGGCCAUUUAUAGAGGACGACCUUGAAGAGCCGGAAACCACCAAUGAAGCAGGAACCCUCGACGUUAUAAUUCAAUUUAACACUAAUGGCAACGUGGAGGCAGAAACUAUAGAUUACGUCGAUGUGAAGGAGGAAAACGGUGCCCUCAUUCACGUACCGUCCAAGGACAAUCACCUCUGUUUGGUUUACAAGACCUUGGGAAUCUGCCGCGUUCACAAAUACGUAAACCAUUACUGCAAGGGCUACUUUUACAAUUUGGUCUGCACGUAUUGCGAGUGAGAAAGUUUAAUUG
Ceratosolen solmsi marchali is the source of this 2561-nucleotide messenger RNA. RefSeq names its product Prolyl 3-hydroxylase sud1 (gene sud1). Gene Ontology annotation, cellular component: cytoplasm. The transcript is spliced from 2 exons. NCBI's taxonomy places the organism in Eukaryota, Metazoa, Arthropoda, Insecta, Hymenoptera, Agaonidae. Gene Ontology annotation, biological process: regulation of translational termination; peptidyl-proline hydroxylation. Gene Ontology annotation, molecular function: peptidyl-proline dioxygenase activity; iron ion binding; L-ascorbic acid binding. The coding region runs from base 725 to 2548 and encodes 607 amino acids. The record is from RefSeq and is a predicted model, not a curated record.